AUGCACAUUUCAGGAUUGAUGAUCCUGGGCAAGGGCGAGCUACAAAUUUCGACCGCCUGGCGCUGGUCGGUGACACAGCAAAAAGCGCGGAAUGAGCGAUGCUUCUAUGGCCCGGGCGUGCGAUGGAUCGACAGGAUAUUGCUACGCCGCACGAAAACGCGCCAACAUGCCGAAAACGCCAAGGAGUCGCCGGGUUCUGCCCGCGAGGAAAGAAGCAGAUUUGAAAGAUUUGGCAACGCCGCGCGGCAUCCGACCGACUGGCGCGAGAAACAGUCAGAUGCUACGGUAGCUACCAUAACUGAAGAGGAGCUCCGCGCCGAGCGUAUCAUCCCGGAAAACAUCGCUCGUAUGCUGCGGAUCGGGCCGAUUGGGGAGGGGCCAGGCUGCCCGGCCACCGUUCGGGUCCAAAUAUUACGAUGCUCCGAGUCGAUCCUUGACGAUACGAUGAAACAUAUGAUGCCGAUGGAUAUGAGCUCGAUGUUUGGAGGACGGCAGCCCGGCCAACACGACCAAUUCUGCGCAAACGCGCAGCGAUACCUACAAUGUGCCGAGGGGCACGCCACUACGAAUCCGGACUGUUUGCGCGCCCUAUCCACCGACUAUCUCCAUCCCACCGUCAAGGCGUUGAACAACUUUACGUGCUCGGGCACAGGAACGCUACUGUGGGCCAGCAAUCGAGAGUGUAUUUUGCGCGUCACCCAAUCGCAGCUUGUCAAUUCGUGUAUCGUCAGCAAAGUCGAGCGGAAUUCGGAGAAAAAUCCGCUCUGCCCACUCAUCAGCCAGCUAAAAGAUUGCGUCCAGCGUGCCGCUACCGUACUCUGCGAUUCCGCUCAAAACGCCCAGCUGAAUACGCUUAUUAACGAUCUCUCCCAACUCGUGGACUGUACAGCCUUGCGUAGCCGGGAUCCGGUGGUCCCGGUGACAGUCCCAUGCCAGUCUCUGCGCGAAGUAAUCCUCAGCGAAUUUCACUCAACCCUUGAUCGAGCUUACCUCGACUAUUUGCCAUCCUGUCGUCCCGACGGCGCGUACAGGGCUACACAAUGUUCCCAAAAAGGUUCCUGCUGGUGCGUCGAUGAUUUUGGGCUGCCCAUGGUUGAGACUUUUACUGGUCCGAACGAGGCGCUAGCAGAUUGUGGAGGCGGCCCAACCUACAGCUGCCAACGGCUUCCUGAUGCUCAAUUUUGUGAGGUCACACAAGAAGAGCCGGAGCAGGCGAUAAGAUGGGCCCUAGAAGAGGGCGUCUGCCGGCCAUAUACCAUCCGUGAAUGCCGCGAAAAUAAAUUCCUCCCACCCUACACCCUGACCUACGAUGAAUGCCAGCUGUUUUGCCUGUAUCGAAAGUCGGGGCGUGGCCCGAGGGUUCGGAUCGAGGCCGAAUUUUCGGAGCCGGCCAUUCUCGACGAGCCCAGGCGGACACGUCUACCCCAACAAUAUAAGAUGGGCGCCUCUCGGACCGGCGUGCUGUGCCUUUUCCUGCUCUUCUCGAUGUUGCUGUCCGCCUUCGCACAGUACCCCCUCCGGAAUGAGUUCGGCCUGGGCGAGAUGAUCAAGGACAAGCGGGACUUCUACUUUGGUGACAGCCCACGCGGCUUCGGCGGUCUCCGAGGUCUCCGCGGGAAGCGCGCCUACUUGCGCGGUUUUGGCGCCAAGGGGCUGCGCGGCAAGCGAUUUCACGCU
Mesorhabditis spiculigera is the source of this 1677-nucleotide messenger RNA. NCBI's taxonomy places the organism in Eukaryota, Metazoa, Nematoda, Chromadorea, Rhabditida, Rhabditidae. The record is from the annotation of a GenBank genome assembly.